AUGACAAACGAAAAGCUUCUAUUUCGUCUGGAACAGCCCCACGGACCAGGCGAUAUUUACGUAACAUGGCAGAACGGAUCUGGAAUGUAUUUGGCAACAACUGGCAUCGAUUCCGUUAUAAACAUUUUUGACAGAUACGGGCAGAUUCAAGAACGUAUAAAAUUAACGGGUCUUUGUUCAGGAUUUUCGUGGGAUUCAGAUGGCGAUCUCCUAGCAGCCAUAAGUCAGUCCUCACAGUUGGUUCUGUGGGAUACGAAUACCACCAAGAAAGAUAUUAUAGAUGUUGGUCUUAAGGAUGCUAUGACCUGUUUGAUAUGGGCGAAGAAAAAUCCAAUUUUAGCAGUUGGGACAGUUAAGGGGAAUGUGUCUAUUUAUAACCACAAUACAUCUAAAAAAACGCCAAUAAUCGGGAAGCAUACGAAGAAGAUUACUUGUGGUGCAUGGAACAAUGAGAAUCUAUUAGCUUUAGGAUCUGAUGAUAAAACUGUAUCCAUAAGUAACAGCGAUGGAGAUACUUUAAGAGUGAUCAAUCUUAGAGCUGAACCUUCCGAAAUAGACUUUUCACGGAUGAAAACUGACGAAAGGGAUGUAGGAGAAAACACGGUUAGCUUGUUGGUUAGCAAAAAAACAUUGUAUCUAUACAAUCUACUGGAUCCUGACAAUCCCGUAGAACUAGCCUUUCAACCCCAUUAUGGGUCCAUAGUGAAGUACAAAUGGUACGGAGAUGGAUAUAUAUUAUUAGGAUUUUCUGGUGGAUAUUUUAUAGCGAUUUCGACGCAUAUUAAAGAAGUAGGUCAAGAAUUGUUCCAAAUACGAAAUCAUAAGAAUUCUCUCGCCGAUAUAGCGGUUAGUGAGGUUAUCGGAAAAGCGGCAUCUUGUGGAGACAAUACAGUGAAGAUUCACGAUUUGGCAAAUCUUCAGGAAACCUCAAGUGUACUGACGUUAGCUCAAGAAUCUGGAAUCGAUAGAAUCGAAUGGAGUUGUGACGGACAACUUUUUGGCGUGUGUACCAAAGGAGGAUCUUUAAAUGUGUAUGUUUCGUAUAUGCCUACGUUAACCUCCGUAUGUCCACCUAUAAUAGCAGUACUAUCCAGUCUAACGGAAAUCAGUCUCUAUAACUACACUGCUGAUAAGUCAAAAUUGAAGCCGAUCACUAUUCCUCUGGAAAUAGAGCCCAGCUUUAUUGCUGUCGGACACUUCUAUUUUGCCGCUGGUAUGAACAACAGUAUUUGGUUUUAUAAUUUACCAAAACGGCAGCUCGGUUUAGGUGACGUACCCUUGAAACUAAAGGAGAAACAGUAUUCAGGAGCUAUUACCAGCAUUAGGCUUGGUCAAGAGUACGUAUCGGUGUUGCUCGAAGGAAGGUUGCAGCUACAUUUGGUAGAAUCUGCUAAUACCAAUCAAGAAGACAAAGAUUCCAUAACGUUUCCCGAAAAUAUAAACGAAUCAGUUGUGAUCACUUGUCACGAACUAACAGCUGAUUUUUUAAUAUACGCCACGGAUAUGGGAAGUAUUUUGUAUUUCCAUUUGGACGAGUGGUCCAGAGCUUUGGAAUAUAAACAUUCAAUUGGCAUUACUAAUGUUUAUGUAGACCCUGCAGGGACGCGGUUGGUAUUUGUGGACAUUAAGAUCAAUGGUUAUGUAUUCAAUGCGGUACUAAACGAAGCUGUGGCAAUACCAAAUUUACCAAAUAAGGUGUUAGGUGUUGUAUGGGAUAAUAAUAUUGCCGAGAGAAAUGUUUUUAUAAUAUAUGAUGAACACCAAAUUACAGCCUACCAUUAUGUUUCUCGAUCUACAAAAGGUAGUUUGGUUGAAGUUAUCGGCAACACGUUAUUGGUUACCAAACAGUUGCCACUACUAAUGUAUUCUGGAGAAGUUACAUCCGCAACUUCAGGAGGACAGAUUUCGCAGCUUAUACUGACAACUCAUGAAACUCCCCAAUUGAACGUCAACGAAAAAGAUCAUACUAUGUUAGAGGCAAACUAUAACAAGCAGCUCUCCUUACACAGGUUUAAUGCUGCUUUUGAAACCUGCCGUUUAGUAAAAUCAAGAGAGAUGUUGCAGAAAUUGGCAGAAAAAGCUUUAAAAUAUUUAGAGAUUGAAUUGGCUAUUCAAGUAUACAAAGAAAUGGAAGCUGUGGCUAUGGUGUGGAGUCUAGAAAGUAUCGUAGAGAUAGAAGAGUAUAAAUUAUUGUGUGGAUACAUUAGCAUGUAUCUAAACGAGUAUGAUAAAGCUCAAGAAUGGUUCUUGUUGUCGAGUUACCCCGAAGCAGCAUUGGAAAUGAGAAGAGAUCUUCUACAAUGGGAGCAAGCGUUGCAAUUAGCUAGAAAAAUGGCUCCGAAUGAUAUAGCACUAAUAUCUCGGGAAUAUGCACAACAGUUGGAAUUUGUCGGUAACUACUCUGAAGCUUUACGCCAUUAUGAAAAAGGUCUACAAGAUGACUUAAAUCCGGAACAUACACUCAUUUGCAAAUCUGGUAUCGCACGAACAAACUUACAUUGUGGAAACUAUCGACAUGGCAUAGCUGCUGCUACAGAAUUGGACAACAAACAAUUAUUACGGGAAUGUGCAGAAAUAUUGGAGAAGAAAAAGAAAUAUGCUGAAGCUGCUUCAUUAUUUGAAAGAUGUUAUCAAUACGAGAAGGCUGCAUCUAUCUACAUUAAAAUGAAGAGUUGGAGUAAAGUUGGGGAGCUCUUGCCUAAUAUAUCUUCGACUAAAAUUUACCUUCAGUAUGCCAAAGCGAAAGAAAGCGAAAACGAAAUCGAACAAGCUGUAUUAGCCUACGAGAAAGCAAAAGAUUUCGAUUCUGUUAUCAGGUUACAUUUAGAACACUUAAAUAAUCCCGAGAUAGCUGUUGAGCUCGUACAAGAAACAAAGAGUAUUGAGGGCGCUAAGAUGGUUGCCAAAUUCUUUUUGGGACUCAACGAUAUAGCAUCUGCUAUAAAAUUUCUCAUAAUCUCUAAAUGUAUAGACGAAGCUUUCGAUUUAGCGAAAAAAACACGGGAAGAUGAUGCUGUAUGGAAAAAUCCUUCUAGAUACAUUUUCCGAAGAUGAUAUCAAACCACAGGACUUUGUUAGCGUAGCAACACAUUUUGAAAACGAACAAAAUUUUCUUCUCUCUGGCAAAUAUUGGUUUCAUGCUAAGGAUUAUCAGAAGGCUAUGAAGUUUCUUUUAAAAGCUGCAAGAUCAAGCUCUAAAGAAAAAGAAGCAAUAACAGUAGCUAUAGAUGUCGUAGCAUCAUCUAACGAUAAUACCUUGACAAAUACUCUCAUUGAAUUCUUGUUAGGAGAAUCCGAUGGUAUUCCCAAAGAUCCAAAAUAUCUUUUCAGACUUUACAUGGCAAGAAAACAAUUUCGCGAAGCUUCUAAAUCCGCGGUUAUAAUAGCUAACGAAGAACAGAUCAACGGAAACUACAGAAACGCUCACGACAUCCUAUACGCCAUGUGCCAGGAGUUAAAACAAAAUUCUAUAAAAAUCCCCUUUGAGAUGUACAUGAAUUUGAUGUUGUUACAUAGUUAUAUUUUAGUCAAAUUGCACGUGAAGAGAGGACAACAUUUAAAUGCUGCUAGGAUGUUAAUGAGAGUCGCUAAUAGUAUAUCAAAAUUUCCUGCCCAUAUAGUUCCCAUUUUGACUUCUACUGUGAUAGAAUGCCACAGAGCUAAUUUGAGGCAAGUGGCAUAUAAAUACGCAACGACCUUGAUGAAUCCCGAGUAUCGAAAAAACAUAGAUCCAAAAUACAGCAAAAAAAUUGAAGCGGUCAUCAGGAAACCUUCGAAAGGCGUUAAGGAUGGAGAAGCCUCCGAAGAUCCCGUCGAACCGCUGACGCCAUGUCCUUUUUGUGAAAGUAUGUUACCAGAAACGGAAAUUACUUGCAAUACGUGCAAAAAUAAUAUACCAUUUUGUAUUGUAACGGGCCGACAUAUAGUUACCGCCGAUUUAACAGCAUGUCCAGAAUGUGAUUUUCCAGCCAUACGAAGUGAAUUUCUUCAAAUUGCUGAAGAGGAUCCUCACUGCCCAAUGUGUUCUAUGAGGAUAGAUAUUACAAGAUUAGAGCCAAUACAGGAUAGUAAACCAUAUUUGAACGUUGACACAUAA
This is a messenger RNA of Diabrotica balteata, 4096 nucleotides long. Lineage: Eukaryota; Metazoa; Arthropoda; Insecta; Coleoptera; Chrysomelidae. The record is from the annotation of a GenBank genome assembly.